AAAAUGUCUAGUAAUUCAAGAAUAAACCCAUUUGCUAAAUUCCAAAAGAAAGCCCCUCAGUUAGCCCCUCAGCAGUCAAAUGACCAAGCUGAUACACCAGCUGAAUCUGAGGGAGCAAUAGAGAACCAAGAGAAUACUGAAAAUAACAAAGAAAUUGAGAAUAACUCAACUGACAACAUUGAAGUUAAGAAGGAAGAUGACUCUUCACAUCAACCUCCAGAGCCCGUCAGCUCUGGUGGUAAAGAUAAGGAGGAUGACGACCCUCUUGACCAAAUCAAUGGGGAUAAUGACGAUCAAUCCCUAGACUUUGGGAAUGAGCCUAGUCAACAACAAGAGCCUCCAAGAUCGGAGAAAUCUAUAGAAAAACCUGACGACCAGGAUAAACAAGAAGCGUCCAACACACCUGAAGCUUCUAAUGAUCCUGGAGCUCCUAAUGAUCCUGUAGAUGAUGAAGCCCAGAAACAGGAAGUCAAUUCACAAGGCGAAGAAAAAGAAAUGUCAAAGAAGGAAGAUAAUGAGGAUCAGAAUAACAUCGUUAACAUCGUAAAUUCGGAUGAUAAUAUGUUCAAUCAGAUUGAGAACAGUGAAGAAGACAAUCAAAAUGAGAGCCCUUCAAAUAUGAACCAAUCCAGCGCCAAGCUUAACCCAGAUGAAAGCAAGGAUUCCAUUGCUGAAUAUGAGCGUAUAAUCAGCGAAAAGCUUGAGAAGAAGAGGAAAGAAGAACUUAAGAAAGCUUCUGACACUAUGAAAAACAAGUUAGUCAAGACUGGUAGAUGCCCUGUAUGUACCCUGAGUCCUCCCUGAAACCACUAUGCUACACUUGAAGAGAUUGUAGCUGCCAAUAAGAAGAUGAACAUGUCUGCGAAUAAGUCUAAGAAAAGUCUGAACCAGUCAACUCAUUCUCAAUCUGCUCAGAAGCAGGAUCUGCCAAAGCCACUGCGCAAGAAGAUCAUCCAGCAUAAGGCUAGAAUGAACAGGAGUAAUCGAAGGAAUCCCAAGAAAAGUAUUGAUAAAGGAAAUGAUGGAUUUCCUGCGAUCCAUGAUGAAGAUUUCGAAACUUCUGGAAAUGAUAAACUAAAUAGCACCCAAAUAACCCCUCUUAACAACACUGAUGAGGAUAUCGAUCCGAACGAGAAACGUUUGAAUCACUCUUUAUACGGUGUGCCGAAGAGAAGAAUGUUCCGCAAAAAGAACUAUGCCCAAAGAUUGCACUCCCAUAACAAUAGAACAAAAAUGAGAAUACAGGGCAAGAAUGCAGCCCAGUCAGAGAUCCGCUACGUAGACAUUGAGAAGUCCCUCAAAAAACAAAAAGAGCAUCAAGAAAGAAGGCGCUAUAUCCUCAAGGCUCGCCAGAGACACAAAAUUCAGGAGAGGAUCGAGAAGUAUCGUGAGGAGAAGAUCCAGCGAGAAAUAGAGUUACUCGAAGAAGCCAAGCGCCUCGAGGCCGAGGAGAAGCACCGUGAGGAAGUUCGUGAAGAAAGAAGACAAAAAUACCUUGAGAAGCAGCGUAAAUAAGCUGGAGGAUUACUUCCAAGAAAAAGAGAAAAAAGAAAAAGAAGAGGAAGAGAAGGAGCGCAAACAAGAAAAUAAAAGGCUCAUGGUAGAGAAGCGUAGAAAAGCUCACUACUCCCAACAGAAAAGGAUGAUAGAAGAGUUCUCAAUGAAGAAGAAAAUGACAGAGGACAUUCUCAAGAUCUCCAAGAAACCUAAGAAUACAUCUGACAACGGUGGCUUUCUCUUUAGUGACUCUUACAUGAAGAAGAAGGUCGGCAAGCAGCCCAUGAAUAAGCACAGAAAGGACAAAAAUCAUACAGAUUUAGGCAUGAAAUCAGGCAGUGAGCAAGAAGUAUUUGUGAAGGAUAACUCAGAUGAUAACCAAGAUGACAUUUCAUCUCCAGACCCUCAGCAGGUAAAAUAAUAUUAU
Molecule: messenger RNA, 1924 nt
Organism: Moneuplotes crassus
Lineage: Eukaryota; Ciliophora; Spirotrichea; Euplotida; Euplotidae
Source: the annotation of a GenBank genome assembly